UUCUUUGAAUAGUUUUCUGUAGAGAGUUAUAGAAUAGCCAUUCUGUUAAAAUGAGCUAUCCUAAAAUUAGAAGCAUGAAACUCUACUGACACUUCUCUAUCUUACUCUUUCGCUGUUUUACAUACACAACCAAGUGAUCUACUUUAGUUCGACUAAUAUUUAGAAGGUUGAAUCAGUACAAUUAUACAAUAUUUAAUAAGCAAGAUCAACCUUAGUCUGUGCAGUAAUUAGUGUAAAAGAUGCAUUGUGAAGGUUGAAUAAUAGUGAAAAGAAAGAACAUUUUAAUUGGAAAAGCAUUUAUAAUCAUCAAUAUCUAUCAGAAAUAUCGUGAAAUAACAUGGAGCUGACACGUGCUGUCGAAGGUACAUCAGCUCCAUGCUUAGAACGUCUACAUGUCAGUGAUGGAAUAGCUUUAUCAGGUCUUCGUAGAGCUAUUUCUCAAGUUUCUAUGCUAGUUGGGAAAGCGACGAAUUCAGGAGAAUCUUCUUGGCGUGAAGAAUGUCUGAAAUACCGUCAAACGAGGUUUAGUUCUAAGAGAGUACGAAAAAGAGUGGUUUUUAAACAUGGUGAUUGUAAUAUUGUUCAAGGAUAUGUAGCUAAAAGACGUCGUAAAUAUCUUCAGGACAUUUUUACAACGUUGGUAGAUGCCCAAUGGCGAUGGACAUUGCUUGUAUUUUCUAUGAAUUUUUUAUUAUCUUGGCUUGGCUUUGCUAUGAUCUGGUGGCUUAUAGUAUAUUCUCAUGGUGAUCUUUACAGAGAAGAUAAUAAUGACACUUUUACCCCUUGUGUAGAAGAUAUUCAUGGAUUUACCAGUUGUUUUUUAUUCUCAGUUGAAACUCAACAUACUAUUGGUUAUGGUUCCAAACAUACCACAGAGGAAUGUCCUGAGGCUAUUUUUGUUAUGUGUAUACAAUCUAUGACUGGUGUAAUACUCCAAGCGUUUAUGGUUGGCAUUGUGUUUGCAAAACUUUCCAGACCAAAAAAAAGAACCCAAACAUUAUUAUUUUCUCGUAAUGCAGUAAUUUGUCAAAGGGAUGGACAAUCAUGUUUGAUGUUUCGGGUUGGUGACAUGAGAAAGAGUCACAUUAUUGAGGCUCAUGUUCGAGCACAAAUGAUUAAACGCAAGGUUACUAAAGAAGGAGAAGUGUUACCUUUUUUCCAAACCGAGCUUAAAGUAGGAGGUGAUGGUGAAGAAGAUAAAAUAUUUUUUAUCUGGCCAACAACUAUUGUUCAUAAGAUUGAUCAGUGUUCUCCUCUGUAUCAUUUAUCUGCUAGUGAUAUGCUACGAGAACGAUUUGAGAUCAUCGUCAUUCUAGAAGGUGUUAUUGAAUCAACGGGAAUGACAACACAAGCACGAAGCUCUUAUUUACCUUCUGAAAUUUUAUGGGGUCAUAGGUUCGAGAGUGUCAUUACGUUUAGAAAAGAAACUGGUGAAUAUGAGGUAAAUUAUACUCUUUUCAAUAAUACUUACGAAGUCGACACACCUUUAUGUUCGGCGGCUCAACUUGAUGAGCUCAAAGCUUUACAACGUGCAAAAGGAGAACGAACAAGUACAACAUCAUUCCCCAACUAUGGAAACAGUUCUAGUAGUUCAUUAAAGACAACUUCCGAUUCAGGGUCAGAAUCUUCGAAAAGUGGUCUUAGGAUGUACGUUCCACCAACACCUGUACCAAUUUCUGUCAUGAUUACUGGUCCUGACGAAAAUUCUAGCAGUAUUAGUUUGUCAGCAAUACCGAAAUCUACAACAUUCGUAACGCUAAAUGAGGGAAUCACUGAUUAUCAAGGAUUUCAUACAAGUAUAGAUAAUAAUCAGCAUGAAAAUGAGAAAAAAGCUAUAUUGGAAAAUGUUGAAAAUAUUAUGUAUGAUCAGAAAAAUUUGGAGGAUUUAAAUAAUCAACAAGUUCGUGAAAAUGUAUCCAAUCCAAGUGUUUUGGUAGAAUUAGAUGCUCAUCAAAUUCAUUUGGAUGAUCUAAAUAUAAAAGAUAUAAGUAAUUCUUCAUCAAAUUCUGUUGUAGGACAACAUUUAUUAAUCAAUAGUUUAGAUAAUUCUCCAAAGCAAAUGCAUCAAGAUGCCAGAUUUUAUAAUUUACAAAAGAGGUAUGAUUGAUUCACACAUUGAGAUAGACUAUUAAAAAUGCUUCAUUACCAUACAUUUGUUACCUCUUGUGGAGAUUAAUGAUUCAUAAUAGUGAAAAAAAUUCCAAUAUUUAUUAUUAUUGACGUGUUUGUAAAAUUCAUAAUUCAUCUAAUCGAUGGAUUGUUCUUGCAUUAAAGAGAUAAAUACUCAUUUUUAAUAUUAAUUAUUAUUAUCUUAUUAAAACUAUAUUUUCAAGAUCAAUGGAAAAAGAUAUUUAGAAUUAAUUUUGGAAUUAACAAAAAUUAUAUUGUUAAAUAAAGAGACAUUGAAUAUUUGUAACAAAAGGAUAUUUGGAAAAAGUCAAACAUUGAUAAACAACAGCAUAUAUUU
This is a messenger RNA of Chelonus insularis, 2467 nucleotides long. RefSeq names its product Inwardly rectifying potassium channel 1 (gene Irk1). NCBI's taxonomy places the organism in Eukaryota, Metazoa, Arthropoda, Insecta, Hymenoptera, Braconidae. Gene Ontology annotation, molecular function: inward rectifier potassium channel activity. Gene Ontology annotation, biological process: potassium ion import across plasma membrane; regulation of monoatomic ion transmembrane transport. The transcript has 10 exons. The coding region runs from base 338 to 2107 and encodes 589 amino acids. Gene Ontology annotation, cellular component: plasma membrane. The record is from RefSeq and is a predicted model, not a curated record.